Messenger RNA from Diaporthe batatas, 1785 nucleotides. RefSeq lists its product as uncharacterized. Gene Ontology annotation, molecular function: DNA-binding transcription factor activity, RNA polymerase II-specific; transcription cis-regulatory region binding; zinc ion binding. The record is from RefSeq and is a predicted model, not a curated record. Bases 1 to 1785 code for a protein of 594 amino acids. The transcript is spliced from 9 exons. Lineage: Eukaryota; Fungi; Ascomycota; Sordariomycetes; Diaporthales; Diaporthaceae. Gene Ontology annotation, biological process: positive regulation of transcription by RNA polymerase II. Gene Ontology annotation, cellular component: nucleus.
AUGCCCUCUCCCAGUCCAAAAACCACCAAUCGGCCCCAAGGUUUUGUGGCCCCAAUUGGAUGCCAGAGCUGCCGAGAUCAACAUCUCAAAUGUGACCGCGUAACUCCUAUUUGCGGGCGCUGUGCGUCCAACAACAAAGAGUGCACCAGAGGGUACAAGUUCCGUGUCAAAAAUGGACCAUUCUCAAAGACACAGAGAUGGAUCAGAACACCCAAGAGAUUGAGAUUCGUGGACGAGAGUGGUGCUGCCUCAGGUGAUGGCGAUGCAACUCCUGUCGUGGACGCUUUCCCAGAUGACUGGCCUGAUUCGGUCUCAGAUGACUCCGGCACCGCCAUAACAGGAACCACGGCCACCACAGCUACAGAUGGCAGCUGUGGUCUGGGGCGCCCGACCAAUGGCCAGCCCGUCCCAACCUUGGCCGUGGCCCGGCAGCAAUCACCGACAGAUCGCUUCAUCAUGCAAGAUGAACACUUGGCCUCGCCUGCGAGAGCCUUGCCGGGAUUUCAGAACCUGACCUUGGCCGCUGGUUCCGAGUCAAUCCCGGCACCCAUCCCCAUGGUCAUCCCAUUCGAGAUGGAGGCCGAAGACCCCGAGGUUCGGGCCAUGCGAGCUCAGAUAUACCGUGAGAAAGACAUAUGGCCUCUCGAGAGUCGAGAAGAAGCCAUGUUGUUCCGCCACUUUAUCCAGAGGCUGUCAAUAUGCCUUGACGUGUGCGAUCCGAACCAGUCGUUCGAGACUGUUGUCCCGCCCCGGGCAGGAACUUGCAAGAUUCUGAUGAACGCCAUCUUGGCUCUGUCUGCCAAACAUCUUCAUAACACGGAGUCUUACGACCCAUAUGCCUCAGACCGGUACCACCAAGAGUGCCUGAACACGUUGAUCCCGAUCCUGAAUCACGAGCACCACACAAUGUCGGACGAGAAUCUCUUUGCUGCCACAAUCAUUCUCAGAAUGUGGGAAGAGAUGGAAGUGAAGCACUCUGGCGUCGAUGCGCACAGCUACCUUCUCGGGAUCCAAGCAUUUGUCCAUCACAGUGUGGGUGGAGAUGGGCCCUUGGGCGCUCGCUAUCUCAUGCCUGGCUCGCUUAGCGGCGCAGCCUUCUGGGUAGGCCUCAGACAAGAGAUAUAUAGCGCGAUGAUGAACCAAGAGCCGGUGCGCAUCAACCUGGUGCACUCCCUGGUGGACCGUUCACUCCAGCCAACCGACGACUAUGGGUGGGCAAACAGGGCAUGCGUGCAUUGCGCUGAUGUGCUGAACUUUUGCUUCGGCGAUGGUGCUGCCGUGUCGAGGUGUGGCGGCCUGCAGUGGUGGGCUGAGUUGGACGAGUACAAUCGUGGAUGGACAGAAAGUCUGCCCUCAAGCUUCACGCCGAUAUUUCGACGAGAGGCGGCCACGGAGAAGGGCGAGGUAUUUCCAGAGGUCUGGUAUCAGAGUGCUUGUCAUGCACUUGGAGUACAACAUCACUUGCUGGCGGAGCUAUUCCUCGUGAGUUUCGACCCAAAGACCCCUCGCAUUGGGGGACAGAGGAAAGAAGCGGCCAAGAGAAAUAAUGAACGCAUUCAGGACCUCGUCCGCAAAGUAUGCGGGAUUGGCCUGUGCAAUCAAUGGACGCCGCCAAGCAUGUUCACGGCUUGCAUGGCGAUUGCAGCUUUUGGAGAUCAAUUUCAAGACCGCCGGGACCAGGUGGCGUGUAUGGAUCUCCUCAAAAGGACGGAGAAGGACCACGCACGCCCUACCGAGGCAGUGCAGCAGCAGAUGAUGAAAUCAUGGGACUGGACACCGGGCUGA